UGUACGGUGCAAGUUUGCCCUCAGGUCCAACAGCUAGUUCCGAUCCUUUUUAUGUCGGAUUUGAGAUCCUAACCAAAGAAAUAACGAUCAAGCAAGGUGAGACGGGACAGGUUCGAGUGCGAGCCACGGCGCCUUUCCGAUGCGGAAACCUGUCCGAGACGUUCUCAUCUUUUUGUUCCAUGCCAAUAGAGAUACCAACUGCUAACUCAAAAAACGGGUUUUCCCAGGACGAUUGCGCCAUUUCCAUACCUUAUACACAGUGGAACCAACCAGUAUUUGUUACUGUACAUGGAACUAUAACACCAGAAUAUGGCAGAGGACGACUGGAUUCUCUACUAGUUCUGAGGACCCCUGCAGCAAGCCUGCUAUUUCCCUAUUGGGCCAACCAUACUAUUGGAACAGUAAAGGUUACAGUAUUAAAAGAUACAGCUCUGGUUAGAAGCAAAUCAUGCUCCUCCAAUAACGACCCAUAUGUACGUCAAUUUGAUAGGAUAAAGCUGACUCUACAGAUGGAGGGACGUUUUACAUUAUAUAAACUGGCUAGUCAAUUAAUAGAGAUACAGAUCGAUGUACAGAAAUGUACCAGGAGAACUGGAUACUGUAAUUGUGGGGUAGCUGUUCAAUCCGGGAAGACGGUGUUCUCCAUCAAUAGCUGCGAUACCAGGUCAUGGAGAAUACAGCAUCACGGCUGUGACGACUCUGACAACGCCAUGGAAAUAAAAAAGAGAUACAGUAUUUAUGAUAUAUAUUUGCCCACGGGGGCACGAGUACAAGUCCAUACCUUCUCCAUUGGGAACGGAAAGAACGCCUUAAAUGUUUAUCUUCCUGGCACGAUCCUUGAUACGUUGGCAAGUCGUGGUUUGUGCGGCCAGCUCUCUAACACACGCAGUGACGACUUAAUCAUGAGAGAUGAGACAUGGAGCAGCAACAGAAAUACGUUCAUCAAUUCCUGGAGAGUAGGGACGCACGACCUGUUUAACACCGAUUAUGUGAGGACACUUACAACGUUGCAACAGUCCCCAAAGUACUGCUCCUGUGAAGGCGGCAGAAACGUCACAUGUUCUCUUUCGACGAUGACCACUGUGGUCAGGCCAAAUCAUUACAAGGACGUUCCCUGUGCUAUACACGGCAACAGGAAGAAGCGAAUGGUGCCGAACAGGAACAUCGGCCACCGAUACAAAAGGCAAACUUCAACAGAAGUGUGGAACAACCAGACAGCGGCUGAAUUCUGCAACAACCUGUUCGCAGCGUCCACGACCGUCCAGCUGUGCAGCAACGUCACAGGAGUCGACAUCAACAGCAGCCGCGACGACUGCAUCAGUGACAUUAUGCUCUCUGGCACAACUGACUUUCAAAUGAUGUCUAUCGGCUCAGUGCGUACUUCCUGUGAGACGGAAGUAUUUCUCAACCCCGAUCUUUGGGUAACUGACCCCAACAACCCAGGGGCCCCUACUGUGUUAGACACGAUCACCAACAACGUCUGUCCCAACGACUGUAGCAACAGAGGCACCUGCAACAAAGGACUGUGCAUCUGCAGUGCCGGAUUUGGCAGUGCUGACUGUUCAGUGGACUUGACCCAACCACCUGUUCUGGACGAGGCCGAGGACAACGGUCACUGUGACCUGGCUACCAGCAACUGCCAGAUGUUGACAGUGUUUGGAUUGACCUUUCUAGAAGAUGCAGAAAUCAAAUGUCGAGCCACUAAAUUCACGGUGGGCAAUGGUGGAUCCCUUAAUGAGCCGGAUACCCAGGUAUCAGAUGGUACUGAGCGGAGCUUGAGUGAAGUGGGGUGCCCUGUAAGGGUGGAUGCACCCAGGGGCAUUGUCACAGCCUACAACAUCUCCGUGGCCAACAUUGACAACAUCUACAGCGAGAGUGUCGGAGUUCUGGUAUAUGAUAGCACGUGUGUGACUGUUGAUCACGAGUCCAAAAUCUGGAUCGUACGGAAUGGAUACACAGUGCAAAACGGCGUGUGCAUCAGUAGAGACAGCUCAAGCGGCCCUGACGACACCACCACAACCCGAUCGACGCCGACAUCAAAACCGAUCAUAGACGUAACUGAUUCAGUUGUGAUACCAAAUAGCACAGGCGCCAACUGCAAAAUCACCAUGUCCUAUGUGACACUCCUUGCCUCCCUUAUUUCUGGUGUCCUCUCACUGGCUUUGCGUGACUUCUGAACUCCCCCAUUGACCCUAUCCAGGGACCUUAUACAGUCGAUCUAUAUCCGAGUAGGCGAUAGGCUAAAUACUAAGCUUGAACUAGACUCGUUUAAGACAAGUAUCUAUACAACCUGCAGGCCAAUCUUUACAAUCUCAUUCUUCGCGGAUGAUAUUUGUUUGUUGUUUCGAGCUUUAUUUAGCAGUUUUCCAGCUAAAUGACGGGUGCUUAUACGUAGGUAAGUCUGGACCAGACAAUCUAGUGACACUUUAAGCAAUGAUAUACCCGGUCGGGGUACGAUGACACGCCUUCAACCCAGUCACCGAACUUGACCACCCUGUCCAUUUG
Molecule: messenger RNA, 2505 nt
Organism: Haliotis rufescens (red abalone)
Lineage: Eukaryota; Metazoa; Mollusca; Gastropoda; Lepetellida; Haliotidae
Exons: 13
Coding region: 180-2177 (665 amino acids)
Source: RefSeq, a predicted model, not a curated record